Molecule: messenger RNA, 6611 nt
Organism: Chelonia mydas (Green sea turtle)
Lineage: Eukaryota; Metazoa; Chordata; Testudines; Cheloniidae
Gene: TLR4
Product: toll like receptor 4
Exons: 3
Coding region: 773-3295 (840 amino acids)
Biological process (GO): immune response; toll-like receptor signaling pathway; defense response to Gram-negative bacterium
Cellular component (GO): membrane
Molecular function (GO): transmembrane signaling receptor activity; lipopolysaccharide binding; lipopolysaccharide immune receptor activity
Source: RefSeq, a predicted model, not a curated record
AGAAGGAGGAAGACAUCUAACAGCCUGGGGCGGGCAGCAUGAGAUGAAGAGCUCUCAACUUGGCCAACAGCUGUAGAUACAUCUGAACAAACAGCAGUGUUUAACAAAGUAUGGGCCCAAUGCUUUGUGCCCUAAGUGCCAUCCCAGCCAGGUGAAAGCUCCUUUGUGCAAAUCCACACCAGCAGUCUCCUUCCGACUGGGUCACUUCCCAGCCCCACCCAGCGUGUUUUGCUCCCUGCACAUGCCUGGUACCAUCCUGCUCGUUUCCGGCAGACCUCUGCUCUGCUUGAGAUGGGAGCAUUGUGUAAUGCCGGUAUAACCUCCCCCGCUCCUCUAGUCUGUAUGGUACGACGGGCAGGCAGAGGUUGUGGGGGUAAACCCAGUGCCAACACUGGAUGCACCUAGUGCAUUCAGAUGUAUUAGUGUGUGGGAUGGAUGUCUUUUCUCUCCCAGGAAAGAUGAGUUCCAAAGGGGUGGGUUUCCUUUUUAUUCCAUCUUAAGCUGAGGCAUUAAAUGAUUGCUCUGAUGGGACCCAGGCACCUCUGGGCUUCUUGCCCAGGAGGUCAUGCUUUCCUGUAACUUCCUCUUCUUUACAAGCAACUGAACGGAAGAGUGUUGUUCUCAGAGCACGCCUCAGAGCUGCCUUGUUUUCAGUUUCACUUCCCUCUCCUCCCUCUGCCGUUGGGAGGAGCACUGAUGGUGGGGUGAGAGUCUUGCUAGAGUCUUUUAUUUUCACUUAUGGUUCUCUCCACCGGAUGGUCACCUCCUGAAGAUGUUCGGGAGAGCAGCUCUCUCCUUUCCAACCUGCUUUGUGCUGUCUUUGGCCACACUUUUCCUGUCGCAGUUAAUGGCCAGCAGCCUCAACCCCUGUGUGGAGGAGAUCACCAACGUAACUUACAGAUGCAUGGAGUUGAACCUCUCUGGAGUUCCCGCUGAAAUCCCACCUUCCACCCAGAACUUGGAUCUGAGUUUCAACCCACUGGAGUCACUGACCUCAAAUUAUUUCUCAGCAGUCCCUGCACUGAGGUUUCUGGACCUCACUAGGUGUCGCAUCCAGACAAUUGAAGACUAUGCUUUUGAGGAUCUUCAUAACUUGCUCACCUUGAUUCUGACUGCAAAUCCCCUCUGGCAUCUGGGUCCAAAAGCCUUCUAUAGUUUGACAUCCCUGCAAAAGCUGGUAGCUGUGGAAGACAACAUAUCCUCGCUAGCUGACCUGCCCAUUGGACACUUACAUACUCUGCAGGAACUGAAUGUGGCCAAGAACAAUGUCGACUCUUUGAAGCUCCCCAAAUAUUUCUCCAACUUGACUUUUCUCCGAUUCCUGAGCCUUCAAUCGAAUAAGGUCUCAUCUAUCUCCACAGGAGACCUGGAUGUUUUGCAAGGAGAGAAGGGGCUCAACCUAACAUUAGUGCUUUCUAUCAAUGAUAUAAAAUACAUUCAGCUGGGCUCCUUUGAGGGGAUUCAUCUUCAUGAGCUGUCUCUGAGGGCUUGUUUUGAGAACACCAGUGUUAUGAAGGUUGGCAUCCAAGGCCUUGCUGGCUUACAGGUCAACAGACUAGUUCUUGGAGAGUUCAGGAACAUUCGGAGAGUGGGGGACUUUAGUAAUGGGCUCCUGGAUGGACUGUGUCAGGUGCAGCUUCAGGAGUUUGUGUUCAUUUGCUUCGAGAGGUUUUAUAAUUGCACAGACACUCUCUUUGACUGCCUGGUCAACACCUCCAUUAUUCGGAUGGUGGAUAUCUACCUCAACCAGGUGUCAGCGGUCCCUACUGCCUCCAGACUACACCAGCUGGAAUGCAAGACCUGCAAGUUUAGUGAGGUGCCUGCCCUGAAGCUGUCCUCCUUCAAAGAGCUGAGAGUGCUUCGGAUCACCAAAAGCAAAUACCUCACUGGCUUCCUGCAGACAUUUGUGGAUCUGCCUAACCUGGAGGUCCUGGAUCUGAGUGAGAACCGGCUCAGCUUCAUUCAAUGCUGUGCCUUUUACCUGUCUGGGACCCCAAAGUUGAAGCACUUGAACCUGAGCUUCAACUCCAAAAUCAGCGUGUCCGGAAGCUGGAAUGUCAAUGAGCUGGUGUCUCUGGACUUUCAGCACUCGAAGCUGAAUGGUCCUGGCUCCUUUCCUGUCUUCCUCUCCCUUGGGAAACUCAUCUACCUUGAUAUUUCCUACACCAACACUCAUGUUGAGUCCCAGUGUGCGUUCUGUGGCUUAGAGUCCCUGCAAGUGCUCAAGAUGGCCGGCAACUCCUUUAAGGGCAACAACCUGGGCGACAGCUUCAUGAAACUGACCCAGCUGCUCACCCUGGAUGUUUCCAGCUGUAAUUUGAUACAGGUGUCUCUGAGCGCAUUUUCUACCCUUGGUAAAUUGCAAAAGCUAAACAUCAGCCACAACAAGCUGCUGACCUUUGACCACCUGGCCUACAAGCCUCUCCAGGCCCUCACUGUCCUGGACUUUAGCAGCAACCAGCUGACUGUCUUGACAGAAAAGGCUCUGGAGAGCCUGCCGAGCAGCUUGGUCCACCUGGACCUCUCUUGCAACCUGUUUGACUGCUCCUGCAGCCACCUGAGUUUCGUGAAGUGGGCCAAGGAGCACGGGGAGCUGCUGUGGAGCACCGAGCUGAUGGUCUGCAACAGCCCCGAGCACCUGAAGAAUGUGAGUGUGCUGAACUUUGACCUCUCCUCCUGCCAACUCAGUCCCGUUCUGAUGGCCAUCUAUGUGGGCCCGGCCCUCGCUGGAGCUCUGUUCUUGUUCCUCCUUUACAAAUACUACUUCAACCUGUACUACGGGCUGGUACUGCUCAGCGGAUGCCGGCGGUAUGCGGACAGGGAUGACACCUACGACGCCUUUGUCAUCCACUCCAGCAAGGACAUUGAGUGGGUGAGACAGGAGCUGGUCGAGACCUUGGAGGGGGGAGUGCCCCCCUUCCACCUCUGCCUCCACUACCGGGACUUCACGCCGGGGGUGCCCGUUGCCUCCAGCAUCAUCCACGAAGGGUUCCUGAGCAGCAGGAAAGUCAUCGCGGUCAUCUCCGACCACUUCAUGGAGAGCAAGUGGUGCAGCUUUGAGCUUGAGAUCGCCCAGUCCUGGCAGUUCGUGGAGGGCAGAGCUGGCAUCAUCCUGAUUGUCCUGGAGGAAGUGAACAAGGCGCUGCUGAGGCGCAAGCUGGGGCUGUCCCGCUACCUGCAGAGGAACACCUACCUGGAGUGGAAGGACAGGGAAAUAAGCAGGCACCUCUUCUGGAGGCAGCUGAGGACGGCCUUGCUAGCUGGCAAAACAGAACCAGGAAGCGGGGGAAACUAAUGGGAACAAACUGUGAUGGUGCUUCCCCGUUCCUUGCUCUCUCUGCCUGGCCCUGGCUGAAAGCCGGGGUUCAUGAGCUGGGUCUCCAGGAGUUGUUUCCUUUGGAGCUGGAGGAAUUUAAUUCUUCUGAAGUGCAAGAGUGGGGACCCAGUGAAACUGUAGGCCAGGGUGGGCAAACUUUUUGGCCCAAGGACCACAUCUGGGUAUGGAAAUUGUAUGGUGGGCCAUGAACGCUCACGAAAUUUGGGGUUGGAGUGUGGCUGGGGAUGAGGGCUCCGGCUGGGGGUGUGGGUUCUGGGGUGGGGCCAGAAAUGAGGAGUUCAGGGUGCGGGAGGGGGCUCCGGGCUGGGGCAGGGGUGCGGGUGAGUGGGUGAGCUCUGGGGUGCAGGAGGGUGAGACCGAGGGUUUGGAGGGUGGGAGGGGGAUCAGGGCUGACGAAGGGGUUGGGGCAUGGGAGGGGAUCAGGGGUGCAGUCUCUGGGUGGCGCUUACCUCAAGCAGCUCCUGGAAACAGCGGCAUGUCCCCCCUCUGCCCCAUCCACAGGCGCCACCCCUGCAACACCCAUUGGCCCCAUUUGCUGGCCAACGGGAGCGGCACUUGGGGCAGGGGCAGCGUGCGGAGUUCCCUGGCUGCCCCUUAUGCAUAGGAGCCAGAGGGGGGAUGUGCUGCUUCUUCCAGGAGCCGCGCUGAGCAGGUCAAGCUCCCGAUCCCACUCCCCGGCAGGAGCUCAAAGGCCAGAUUAAAACAUCUUAAAGGCCAGAUGCGGCCCCUGGGCCGUAGUUUGCCCACUCCUGCUCUAGGCCCUUUGUUCAGCAGCCUCCUCUAAGGGAGAGCUUGCGAACUAAGGUGUCAGGUGCAGCUGGGAUGCUUCCACAUGGACAGGCUGGCCUGACGGCCAUCGGUGGCCACAGCCAUUCCAAGCUGGUCUGGCCUUGGGAUGAGAGGCAACAGCCCGGCGGUAGUGCUUUCAUAAGGGGACGCUUUUGCCUGGGAUUCAGUCCACUCACAGUGUUAUGGGCAGGGGCAAGUAAGCUCUUUUGAAGAAUUGGCCCUGACCCUCCAAGAGCGGCCGCUGCAGAGCAUUGGUGGUAGCUCUCCGGUCCACAGCCACCUGGCCCCAGCAGAAGGUAGGGCCGCAGGGGGCCUGCCCUUACUUCCACCGCUGGCAUAACGGGCCCUACCCCAGUGGAAGAUCAGAAAUAACAGCGCUCUGCUCUGCCUGGCCUUGAUACACCCUCUCCUCCCCAUUCUGCUGGGGCAGGGGAGGUGUGACUGGGACAGGAAGUGAGGUCUCUGCCAUCGAUGUCACGGCUCAGCCCACGUCUGAAUUUGGGAGCCGGUGGGAUGAAGUGGCCUGUUGACACAGCGACAUAUGGAAUCACUGUCCAGCGUUCCGCUGUUAGGUUAUAUGGGGUGGAUCCUUGAUCGGGAAGUUUUGCCUUUCGUUCAAUGGCAGCGGCUUUGGCCUUUAGUAUAAUGCUGUAGCAGAGCUUAGGCCUGUAAGAAAUGAGAGGAAGGGGAGAGGUGCAUGGCUGAAUGCAAUGGAGAACUGUAUAUGUCCUACUGUUGGGAGAAAUAGGGGCCAGCAAAGCCUACAGCCCCCCCGAUUGACUAGGAAUGAUGGUGGCUGUUAGGGGGCUUAUUCCUUCACCUACUUCCUUCCCUGGUCCUUCUCGCAUGAACAAAGAGCAACAAUACCCGAAGUCCAAAGGUGCAAACAAUUCGAUAUUUAUUGGGGUGAACUUCCAGCAAGCAUGAUUCCAGUUUCCUUCCUUAGUAUCCUCCUUCCCAGCUCUGACACCACAGAGCCUUACACCUGUGUCCCUGUUCCCAUUCCUGCCCUUAGCCAAACAUGAUUCCAAUUUCCCCACUCCCACUCCCCCUUUUAGCAAAACAUGAUUCCAAUUUCCUUACCCCUAUUCCCUGUUCCCAUUUCCCCUCUUUAGCAAAACAUGAUUCCAAUUUCUCCACCCCCAUUCCCUGUUCCCAUCUCUCCCUUUAGCAAAACAUGGUUCCAAUUUCUGCACCCCCAUUCCCUGUUCCCAUCUCCUCUCUUCUCAUUAGUUCCAUAGGGCUUGUGGGGACCACCUUAGCUGCCAUUCCAUUUCCAGGUACCACGGUAGCUAUUACACAGGUGCUGGCCUCCUAGUUGAGCAUUUUGUAUUCCCAUACACAUCUUCCCCCCCGAGGUCAGCCUUUUGAAGCCAUCCCCCACCCACAUCAUGAGAUUUUUCUGUUCAUUAAAACACAACAAUGCUAGCAACAAGACAGACACCACAAACAAACAACACAAAACAUAGAUCCAUGGUAUUCUGAGUUAUUCUUCCGCUGGCGCCAGCUUGCUUGUAGAGUGUCUGAAAAACAAAAGAAACAAUUUCCACCCCCCUGGUGGGGACAGAUUAUUGCUUAAUAAUAAUACCACUUUCUUUUACAAAUUUCCUUGCUAAUUGCAGGAAAAACAGAAGAAUUACCUCCAGGCUGUCCUUAUUUUGUUCUAUAGUCAGGCUGUUCUAUAGUCAGGCUAGUGAAUUACCCCACUCACUGGUCAUUUAUGAAAUUCAUGAGGUGGUGUACCUCAGUUUCCCCUCUUGUACAACAGACCAUGUUUGCAAUAAUUUCUCUGCUGUACCAAGCAUUAAGUUUAUUCUCAGGUAAUAGCUGAGAGACAGCUUCAGAUUUUAGCACUGUGCACACACACACACAUACACACCCCUUAAGGUUACGCUCUUGGGGCAUGAGUUACCCAAUGGAAUCUUGCUCUUUAUACAGCUGGAUGGAAGGUUUUGGGUGUGAAUCUGAGAGUCAGUCCAGUUUGACUAUGGUGUAACCCUGCUGAAAUCUGUGACGUUAUCCCAGCGUAAACCAGGCAGGGUCCCGUGAGGAAUCAGAUUUAUCAUUUAGUCAAAAUGAUGGCCUGAUUCUCAUCUCACUCAGGUGCAAAUCAGGAAUAUUUCCACUGAAGCCAGGUGUGAGUGAGAUCAGACUCACGCCUUAUAUUUGCAGAAGCCUGCUCCCAGGGAGGACCCAGUCUCAGUGGGUGGCUUGUGCUGGCAUAAGCCCAAUUCCCUUUACCUCCCAAUGUGCUGUAUCACUACUCACCAGUGACACAGUUACCUCUCUAGUGUCUUUGUGUUUCAAGAGAGGAACUGUGUGCAAAAUACUCUAAUAAAACUGGACUCAUGCUGCAUUUGCAUCGUGCAGUGAGUUUCUCUCCAUUUUGCAUUUGCUAAGUACUGUUGCAGUCAUUUCCAGAGUGCUCUGUCUCUUACUUCAGGCAUUACAGACAGUCCGGGAGCGCAGCGGCUUGUCAAACAAA